CCUUGCUUGUUAGGUUUGGAUAUACUUUCUCUUUAUGACCAUAAAAUCACGCUGACAACUUUUACCUCUGGCCAUUGAGCUCUUCUCCUGAAAAUCCCAGUAUGGAUACUAGUCCUAGAAUUUCAUUUUCCCAUGAUCCUUUCCUAUCAGAUGUCAUGCCCAUACAGCAACAACUUUCUCUUCCAUUAGACUCAUCAGGAUUGAGUUCUAGCAUUGAUUUCAAUUUUUGCAUUUCUGAAAACUUCCAUCAAGAACCAUCAUCAGCUGAUGAGCUUUUCGUCGAUGGAAAGCUUCUUCCUAUUAAAAUCAAAGAAAAGAAUUUCUCGAAUAAACAAAUGUAUCAUUCUGUCCCAGUACCACCACUGACUGUUCUUCAUGAUGAUCAUGCAACUAGUAUUGAAAGCCUGAACAAGGAUAAUUCAGAAGAAACCAAGAUUAGUACUAGUCAUAAAGAAGCAAAUGAGAAGCAAGGUUCAUGGAGAUUCAAAAAGCUGUGUUUCAGUAUGAAUUUUACAACUGUAUGCAAGCAUGCUUUAUGUUUAUUGCCACAUUUUUUGCGAAGCAACUCAACUGGAACUACAGCAAAUGUUGAGCCAGUGCCAGUGUUACAAAAAGGUCAUCAUCAUAAGCAGUAUUGGCAGAAAAGUUCACUGGUAUCAACAAUAAAGCCUUCACAAUCUCCUUCCUCAAUUGGUUACCAAAAUCCUCCACUGAAGAAGGGUUAUGGAUCAUAUGGCAAUGGUCUUGGAGUCAGUCCAAUUCUGAAUUUUCAGUUGGGGCACCAUUUUUGUUUAGGUUCAAUAAUUUUUAGUGGCAAAUAUAAGAACAAGAGCAUGUGAUUAA
Molecule: messenger RNA, 843 nt
Organism: Quercus robur (English oak)
Lineage: Eukaryota; Viridiplantae; Streptophyta; Magnoliopsida; Fagales; Fagaceae
Exons: 1
Coding region: 102-839 (245 amino acids)
Source: RefSeq, a predicted model, not a curated record